This is a messenger RNA of Theobroma cacao (cacao), 1806 nucleotides long. RefSeq names its product acidic leucine-rich nuclear phosphoprotein 32 family B protein. Lineage: Eukaryota; Viridiplantae; Streptophyta; Magnoliopsida; Malvales; Malvaceae. The record is from RefSeq and is a predicted model, not a curated record.
GUUAUAGACAUGGACAGGAGAAAGUUUCCAAAGUGGCUUUUGUUUCUUGUCAAUGUUAGUUAAUCUCUUCUCUCUCCUCAGUCUCUCCCCUUUAUUCACGCCGCUCUCGCUUCGCAAUUUUCGUCUACUACUUUUUUCUUCAUUGCCAUUUGCUCAUCUACAACAAAAAUUUUCAAAGUCUUCUCUUCCCCCUGUUAGGGUGUUCCCAUCCAUCACCAUCUGUGCUAUCUCUUCCACUUGGGUUGUUCUCUGUUUUUGCUCUCUCGUUUUCAACCCAAAAUGUCUGAAUUUUCUUUGGCUUCGACAACUGCCAAGAAGAAAACUCACUUGUCUAGCCUUUUGCUCUCUGACUUUAUGCUCUUUUGUUCUUUCAUUCUCUCCCACCCACUCUACUUCUCUUACUUCAUCUUCUUCUCUCCUUACCUCUUCAAGAUUUUCUCUUUCCUUUCACCUCUCUUUGUUACUACUACUCUUUUGCUACUUGCCCUUUUCACUCUCACUCCCAGCUUUGUCAACCAAGCUGGCUCCUGCUACCUCGAAUUACCAGAAUCCAAGGUUAGUUUCCUACUAACUACCUACCAAACACUCGUUGAAACAUUGAGGUCUAAAACUGACGAUGAAAGCGAAGGCUUUGCAUGCUUGGAAGAGCUUGAAGCGUAUAAGAUCGUGUUUGAAACGUCAACUACUCUUGAAAUUAGAGAAAACCCCGAUCAAGUUUUGGAACUGGAGUCCAAAGAAGAUGGCUUGCAAGCUGUUGAAGCUCCCGUUGACAAGGGUUCGAGCCGUGAAAGCAAGAGUCUAGGUGUACCUGAAACAUUGACAAGCAUUAUUUUAGAUGAAAAAUCAGCGGAGAUUGCGCGUCCAGAAACUAAUCAGGUAAUGGCGGUAGUGAAGAUCUUUGAAGACUUCUUGCAAGAAAAGGAGGGGGUUGAAAAUUUGUCGUCCAAAAAGAGAGAAAAAGAAGCCAAGUCACUAAGCGUGGAGUCCAAUAAAGGUGAGGAACAGAAAGAAGAAGCAUUCAUGAGAAGCGGAUCCAAGGCGAUAUUGGGGAAUAAAAUAAGUGAUCCAAAAGUGAGAGCUGAUAAUGGCGGGGAGCAUGCUGCCAAAGCAAUGGUGAAUUCCAAAAGAGUGAUAGCUAAUUGGAGUACUGAAAAUGAUGGAGACAAUUCCAGUUCCAAAGUUACAGACAACAACAAAACAAUGGGUUCAAGUCUCGGGAAUUUCGGGUCAAUGAGGAAAGAAAAGGAGUGGAAGAGGACAUUGGCAUGCAAGCUUUUCGAGGAGAGACACAAUGUGGAUGGAGGUGAAGGGAUGGAUUUGCUUUGGGAGACAUAUGAAACUGAUUCCAAUAAGGUCCAACUGAAAAGCAGCUCAAAGAAAGGAAAGAAAGGUGGCAACGAGUACUACGAUGAUGAGGAUGACUAUGAGGAAGACUCAGAUGGGCAGUUGUGCUGCUUACAGGCUCUUAAGUUCUCAGCUGGGAAGAUGAAUUUAGGAAUGGGAAGGCCUAAUCUUGUCAAGAUCUCCAGGGCCCUGAAAGGGAUUGGAUGGUUGCACCAUGUUAGCAGCAGGCAUGGCAAGAAAGGGUAUCACUGAAUUAGAUUUUACUUUUUAUUAAUUUAUGCUUGAUGAGAAUAGUGGAUGUGUAUUUCUCUAAGAAUCACAAGUAAAUAUGUUCUUUGAUUUCACAUGAAAUGUAGCUCCUUUUUUCCCCCAUGUAUGGGGUUGAUGAGUGAGACAAACAAUCGCUGGAGCAUCAAGUUAAAAAUUGCAGAAAUUAAUCCAACUUGGCCUAUUGUGACUGCA